Messenger RNA from Daphnia pulex (common water flea), 1934 nucleotides. RefSeq lists its product as uncharacterized. The transcript is spliced from 11 exons. Lineage: Eukaryota; Metazoa; Arthropoda; Branchiopoda; Diplostraca; Daphniidae. Bases 248 to 1786 code for a protein of 512 amino acids. The record is from RefSeq and is a predicted model, not a curated record.
CUUGAUCUCGGUCGUCUGGACGAACCCUACCGACUUUCAUGGGUACGACAUUUAGACGGUAGGGUUCGUCCAGACGACCCUAGGAACGGUAGCGCUCGUCGUGGCGGAGGGCUACAACACACUGCAGUGUGAAUACGAAUAGUGUAAUGUAAACACACACAACCUACGUGCUAAUUAGUGAAUUUUGUGUUAUUCUCUUCUUUAGAUGUAGUUGUAGAUUAGAAUCUGUUUUAUCUUUAUUAUCAUAAUGACAAGUGUUCCACCCGAGUUGGAAGGACCAACAGUAAAUCCGGACUUUGAUGAAGCCCAAACACAAACAGAUAGGUUUGAGUAUGGAAAAGGAUACGAUUUAUCGUAUUUUCAAGAUAUUAGGGAGAAAUAUCAAGGAAGGAGGAAUGUAAGACGGAGGAAAGUUCCACACCAGCAAGGCCUUGUUGAAACCACAACAACAUAUCCAACCCGCCCAGCACUUUGGUUAGAUUUCAAAAAGUCAAAAACAACCUGCAGCUCCAGACGAGCAUCAAUCCACAACAUUCAAUCUAAAACAGCGAUAGAAAAUGGAAUGGACCAUUUUACUCUGUCAGCAUCCCAAAAUGUAAAAGAAUGGUCCACUGAUGUAAGUGGGUAUGGUAAUCUUGCAGGUGAAUUCAUGAAAACACAAGAAUGUCAUGAUGCAGUAGACGCUUGGACUGCUUUGGUUAGAAAACAUCAAUUGAAAAGGGAAAAAGAUUCAGAAUGGAUUGCCCAUCACAAAGAAGCCGAGGAUCAACGCAAGAGGAAACGUGUGGAAACCAUUUACGGUAAAACUUCCGGUUGUUUGGCCGCAACAAGGACUGAGGCCGCUGCUUCUAACGCUAAUCGGCAUAGUAAUGGAGGUAGAAUCAUGUCAAUAGGGUCCACUGCGCAGAUUUCAACUUUGGAAUUGAAUUGCCAAGAAGAUGGUGUAGAACAAAUCAGAAAUACUCAGCACAGUCGUGGUAGCAUGCAACUUUUGAGAGGAGCAGGACAGUUGACUGAAGCUGAUCAACCAAAUCAACAGCCUCCAUUGCCGGCCACUCCUAGUCAAAUCAAUGUCGAUCAUUUUCAUCAGCUUUCUCGGUCCACUGCAGAUACGCAGAUUUCAACUUUGGAAUUGAAUUGCCAAGAAGAUGGUGUAGUACAAAUCAGCAAUACUCAGCACAUUCGUGGUAGCAUGCAACUUUUGAGAGGAGGACAGUUGGACGAAGAUGAUCCACCCAAUCAACAGCCUCCAUUGCCGGCCACUCCUAGUCAAAUCAAUGUCGAUCAUUUUCAUCAGCUUUCUCGGGCCAAUGUGGACACGCAGGAUUCAUCUUUUGGAUUGGAUUGCCAAGUGAAUGGUGUAGUACAAGUCAGCAAUACUCAGCGCAGUCAUAGUAACAUGCAACUUUUGAGUCGAGGACAGUUGGACGAAGAUUAUCCACCAAAUCAACAGCCUCAAUUAACGGCUAAUAUUUUUUCAUCUAUAUCGUCUAAUACCAAUCGAUCUACUUCGGUCAAUGCCAAACCUGGAAGAGGCCGUUCGACCGGUAGCGGAACCGGAUCGAGAAGAGGUAACAGAGGUUCUCAAAUCCGGGCUGUUCCAGUUAGUGGAGAAGGUGUGACACGGAAUUCGUAUACUACAGCCUACUGCUACCAAUCAAUGUAUUAUGCCCUGAAACCAAAUUCAAGCCCACCAGAGUACUACUUCAUAUCGAAAGGAAAGCUUCCGUCGCAGUAUUCGAUUACCAUUGAACUUCAAAAAGCUCCUGUCUUAGCUAAAUGUUAGAGAUGCGGAUGCGAUAGAGAUUCGGCUGAAUUCCUCGCGUUUUUUUUAUAUUUUUUAAAUAUGAUUUUUUUAAAUAUGCAUAUGUUAUAAUCAAGAAAGGUUGUUUGAAACAGCUUGUGUUUUUUUAAUAAAGUGACUUGCCAAAGUA